Messenger RNA from Geodia barretti, 1335 nucleotides. NCBI's taxonomy places the organism in Eukaryota, Metazoa, Porifera, Demospongiae, Tetractinellida, Geodiidae. The record is from the annotation of a GenBank genome assembly.
AUGGUGCGCGGGCUGGCCGCCGCCGAAUCGGUCCUCACCCGCAUCGACCCGCUCGAUCUCUCGUCGCUGCCCGAGCCCGCCCUGCAGCGCACCCGAGAUCUCUUCGGCGUCGACGCCACGCCGGAAUCGUCCGUCCUGCAGAUGCUGCGCGACGUUCGCGCCGGUGGCGACUCCGCCGUGCGCCGUUACGCCAGCCUCCUCGACGACGCGGACUUGGACACGCUGGAAGUCCCCGAGGCCGAACUGGAAGCCGCUUGGGACGAUACUCCCGAUGACCUCAAACAGGCCCUCCAGUUGGCCGCCCGCCGUAUCACCGAAUUCCACGAGGCCACCCUGCCGCGCGAUUGGGUUGACCUCAGCGGCGGUUUGGGUGAAUUGGUGCGGCCCCUGGAGCGUGUCGGGCUGUAUGCCCCCGGCGGAACCGCCGCUUAUCCGUCCACCGUCCUGAUGACCGCGAUCCCGGCCCGCGUCGCCGGCGUCAGCGAGGUCGUCCUGGCGACGCCCCGUCGCGGUCAGGAACCGUUGAAUUCUACCGUCCUCGCUGCCGCCCGGAUCGCCGGCGUGGACGCGGUCUACCAGGUGGGUGGCGUGCCUGCUAUCGGGGCUUUGGCCUAUGGCACCGAAACCAUCCGCAAGGUCGACAAGAUCUGCGGUCCCGGCAACGUAUUCGUCGCCUACGCCAAGCGCAUGGUUCAGGGUCAGGUCGACAUCGACGGCGUAUUCGGCCCAACUGAGACCAUUCUCCUCGCUGACGAGAGCGCGAACCCGGUGUUCUGCGCCGCCGAUCUCAUCGCCCAGGCCGAACACGAUCCCAUGGCCUCGGCUAUUCUCGUGACCGAUUCGCAGAACCUGAUUUAUACCGUAGAAGCCGAACUUGACGGUCAGAUUACCGGUAAUCCUCGUGCCGAGACCAUCCGGCAAUCCCUCGAACGGCAAGGAUGUAUCGUUUUGGUGGAUGACUUCACCGAGGCCAUCGCCGUUGCCAACCAUAUCGCUCCCGAACACCUCUGCCUCAUGGUCGCCAACCCUUGGGCCUGGGCCGGUCAGGUCCGCAACGCCGGCGGCCUCUUCCUGGGGGAAUUCUCGCCCGAGGUCAUGGGCGAUUACAUCGCCGGUCCUUCCCACGUCAUGCCCACCGGUGGAACCGCGCGCUUCAGUUCCGCCCUAAGCGUGCACCACUUCCUGCGCACCAUGCCGGUGGUCGGGCUCAGCCUACAACGGUUCACCGACCUCGGCGCUGCCGCCGUCCGCAUCGCUGAAGCCGAAGGGCUUCCCGGGCACGCCGGCGCGGUGCAGGCCCGCCUUGACCACAUCGCUGCAAUGCAAACUCGCUAA